Messenger RNA from Zerene cesonia (dogface butterfly), 1533 nucleotides. RefSeq names its product adenosine 3'-phospho 5'-phosphosulfate transporter 2 (gene Papst2). Gene Ontology annotation, molecular function: 3'-phosphoadenosine 5'-phosphosulfate transmembrane transporter activity. The transcript is spliced from 6 exons. The record is from RefSeq and is a predicted model, not a curated record. Gene Ontology annotation, cellular component: endoplasmic reticulum membrane; Golgi membrane. Gene Ontology annotation, biological process: transmembrane transport. NCBI's taxonomy places the organism in Eukaryota, Metazoa, Arthropoda, Insecta, Lepidoptera, Pieridae. The coding region runs from base 346 to 1452 and encodes 368 amino acids.
UCGGACUUCUUUCGUGGCAUACACGGCUUUUAAACUAUCAGUUUGAUUUGACAAUUUGACAAUUUACUUUUGAAAGCUAAUUGUAAUUUGUACGAUAAACGAUUGUAGUGACAAAAUAUGGUUUUGUCAUUAACAUCGAAUGCCGAAUAGUACUUGUCUUGAAAUAGUUGGUCUACAAAAUAUUUUUUCCCACCUAUACUAUAUAUAUGGUGAUAUAGGUGAAGCCAUUAACAAAGAGAAGAAGAAGGAAAAGACUAUUUAUUUAUUGAAAUCAAAACGCGUAACAUAAUAAUGUUGUGACAAUAGAUACAAUCAUAAUAUUAUAUUAAAAAAUAUUCUGAAACCAUGUCAUCCCCAAAGGAAACUGUAAUAAGAAUAGAAGAUCCUAAAAAUGGGGGGCAAAAAUCAGAAGUAAACAUUCUUUGCUUCGACAUAACUAAAUACAGUAUUGUAGUACAAUUUUCGUUGAGUUGCUUCUUUGUAUUUACGUUUUAUUUAGCGUAUGGAUAUUUUUUGGAACUUAUAUUUGCUAAACCAGAAGUGAAACCUGUGAGUCUUUAUAUAACAUUUGUUCAAUUUUUAAUUACAAUGGCCCUAAGUUAUGUGGAAGCAUCAAUAAGGAAUCCAAUUAAAAGGAAGGUUCCAAUAAGAACAUAUGCUGUUCUGGCUGCUCUAACUCUGGGUACAAUGUCAUUAUCAAAUUUAGCUUUGAGCUAUCUUAACUAUCCAACCCAGUUGAUAUUCAAGAGCUGUAAGCUUAUACCAGUGAUGAUUGGCAGCAUCAUUAUAUUGGGAAAGAGAUAUGGUUUUCUAGAUUAUGUUGCUGCUAUUGUAAUGUGUGUGGGAUUGACCAUGUUUACUUUAGCCGAUUCAAAAACAUCACCAAACUUUGAUGUAAUUGGUGUGAUUGUGAUAUCUCUGGCACUAUUAUGUGAUGCAAUCAUUGGCAAUGUUCAAGAGAAGGCAAUGAAGCAGUUUCAAGCAACAAAUAAUGAAGUUGUGUUCUAUUCAUACGCCAUAGCUAGCCUAUAUUUGCUAGUUAUUACUGGAGUUAGUGGAAUUUUAAAGGAUGGAUUUGUUUACUGUUCACAGGAACCUACAACUAUGUACACAAAUAUUUUUUUCCUGAGUGUUUGUGGGUACAUGGGAUUACAAGCAGUAUUAACGCUCGUAAGGAUAUGUGGUGCCACUGUAGCUGUUACAGUUACUACUAUGAGGAAGGCACUGUCUAUUGUCAUUUCCUUCUUGCUAUUUAGCAAGCCAUUUGUUUUUCAGUAUGCCUGGUCUGGUAUGCUGGUCGUGUUGGCAAUAUAUUUAAACCAUUAUAGCAAAAAAAAUCCCAAUUAUGUUCCUAAACCAGUUGCCAAAUGUUGGCAAUACAUGCAAUCAUUUUACCAAUCUGAAUACAGAUAUCUUAGGAUUAAGAGUAAAAUGUACACAGACACUGUGUAGUUUGUAUUGUAGAUAAAAUAUCUAGAGAAUUAGUGAGAAUUUAUUUAUAUUAUAUGUUAUUAAAUAUAAAUUUAAAGGUCA